GGUUCGCCGGCAAUGAGUUGUUGUUGUAAUACAUUUGCAGUCAAGCAUUGAAUGACAUUAAAAACAUAACAAAAUGUUUUGACUUUUUAUUAGAUCAUAAAAACACAUACUUUCACCAAAACAUUCAAUUUUCAUAUCAUUUUUUGAUUUAUUUAUUGAUUAAUGUUUAUUGUGUUUUAUCUUAUUUGUGUUUUAAUUGAUUUAUCCCAUUGAGUGUACAUUUAUAAACAGCCAUCAGUGGACAGCCAUCAGUGGACAGACAGCCCUAAACAGUGAUGAGCACAUCCCGUCUGUGAGCAGUUGCAGUAUAUCGAUAGCCUCAUCCACACCAAUGUCACUAUCAUCGAGUCGACCGCCCUCUCAGGCCAACGAUAGCACUGAUACCUAUUGGUUUGCACAUUCAGGUUUUGAACCUGUUGUGACUCCCGACACAGACGGAAGGGAUGGCUUAAAAUUUGAAGAAAAACUAAGAAUAUGUCGUGAAAAACAAGAAGAAGAUAAACAAAGACGUCUUCAUGAGUUUGAGAUGUCUGCACAACAGAAAGAGAGAUAUCGACAACAAGUAGAGGAAGAGCGCCGUCGAAGGAUUGAUGAAUUGAAGGUCAAGGACUUAGAGAAGAGGAAUGCCGUCGAAGAACGCAAAAGACUCAUUUGGGAAGCGGAACAGGAACGUAAGGAAGCGAUGCUUCGUCGGAGUGUAGAUAGAGAUAACAAAUUAUCUGCUAAACGACUGGCCCAACGAAAUAACACGAGUUUCGUGUUCGGCAGCUCUACGCCCCGUACUCUCGACUUAGACUUACCGGCUAUCGGUGUGUCUCGCAAUCAGACAUUACUAUAUGCGACACCAAAUCGUAUCAACCAUUCAGAUGAUAAUUCCAAACGACGACCAAUUUCUGCAUAUUAUUCCGAUGAUUACAAUAACAUUUCAAAUGCAAAUCCUGUUAAACCAACUGAGACUACCUAUCCGUUAAUUACUACUACUACUACUACUUCCAAUGCCGAUACUUAUGAUUACCUGAGAAAUACAUAUAAAUACCGGAGCGCUCUUUACUCAGAGCAGACCAGAGCUUGUUUGACAAUGUUUGACAAUUCUGGUCAUGACUUUAAUGUGAAAAAUGUUCGCCAGAGUUCAGCUGCCGGUGCCGAAGAUAGUCUGAUGACACAAUCACUAGUCUCCCUUCAGGGUGUAUCACGAGGUCGUGUCCAUCACACGGAGUUGACACCAGUGAUGCCGAGAGAGCGUAUAUUUGCCUCUUCAACCAGUCGUAUAAAUCGUGACAAUAACCGCUUGAUUGGAACCGAUUCGGUAAAAUGUACACCAAAACGUGCUGUCAGUAUGACUCGUUUGGAUCAAUUGGCACAACCGAGACGUCGAUACUUAGAGGAGACUCUGAAAUCCAAUACUAACUUAAGCGUUAACUCAAGAGAUUCACUUUCACCAACUCGACCCAUGUCUUCACAAUCAGGUUCAAUGGAGGUUUCAGAAGUCAAACGAAGAGUUAAACCAGUAGUUGCACGAAAGCCAAGACCACUUAGUAUUGGCAGUCCUUAUGCUGUGAGAGUUAAAGUUGAAGACAAAGUAACAGAACCGACAGCUUCUGCCUUUAGAGGAAGUCGUUCUCAAGACAAACAGCCACAAUCAGUGCCACAAAUGAGACACAAUAGAGCUAAAAGUGCAACCGGAGCACCGCGUCCACUAUCAUUAAUAUCUCCUGACAGUCCUACUCCUAAACCAACUCCACCGCGAAAACCGGCUCAUGUCAAAGCAGCGGCAAUGGCCAGAAAAGCUAACAAACAGCUGAAUGUAGAUAAUGUCGAACAGAUUACUUCACCAAUUGAUAGUGGAAACGAUUCGCCGGUUAUUUCCAAACAAAAUUCUAUAGAAAGUCCUGUGCCAUCAAAUGAGUCAAAGGCUAUCGAAACUACUAUUUCURCAAUUAAUGACGAUAUGAAUUCCAGUUUUGUGGUUAACUCCAGUAAAAAGGAAGUAUCAGAAGAGGAAUAUAAGAAAAUGAUGGCCGAGAAGCGAAAACAGGCGCGAGAACAGGCGGAAAAAGAGGCAGAGAUUGAGAGACAACGAAUUGAAAGAGAGAAACGAGAAGAAGAUGAGAAGAUUCGUAAAGAAGAAGAAGAGCAGAAACGUCUAGAAGAAGAACAACUUAGACUUAUUGAGACACAGAGGAAAGCCGAAGAAGAACGACUCAAUAAAGCUAUGGAAGAAAAUAGACUUCGAGAAGAAGAAGAAAACAGACGUAAAAUUGAAGAACAAAGAGUUAGACAGGAAAAAGAAGAUAAGGAAAAGCGAGCUAAAGAAGAGGCAGAACAACAGCGUCGAGAACUUGAAGAACGUCUCAAACGAGACGAAGAGGAACGGUUGGCCCGCAAAAAGAAAUUAGAAGCCAUAAUGAGUCGGACCCGCAAAACUGCGUCCUCUCCUCGUGUGGAGUCUCCUUCUUCUCCUAACGAAACUCCCGAACCUAAUGACCAUUCAAAUUAUAGUACACCCGAAAAAAAUCGAGAAAUAUCUAAAAAUCAACAAAAUAUUAUUUUGAAUGAACAGAAAAGUGAUGAUUUAAUUAUAAUUAAUACAACAAAACAACAAAAACCUGAUUUAGUUGAAGAUGUCAACAGAGCGGUCAAUAAUAAGCAAAAUAAUACUUUACUUUAUAAUCACAAUAAUGUAAAUAAUAAUUAUCGUAUCGAUAAUAGUAAUAAUGCCCAGUGUUUAGAGUCGUCUGAAAAUCUGUUAGACCUAAACAGCUCAUCAAAUAAUAUAUCAUUAGAUCAGUUAAUUAAUAUAAAUUAUUCGCAACCAAUUGGAGGUGACUUAAACUCUAAUCCUUUUUCUAACGGAAAUGCAUUUACUAACGGUGCGAAUCGUAAAAGUCAAGAACAACAACAACCCAUCACAGAUCUACUUUCUUAAUGUUGACUAAAUAUUUGAGAAAUUAUAAUUCAAUUUUAAUUUUAAUUUUAAUUUGAA
Molecule: messenger RNA, 2983 nt
Organism: Oppia nitens
Lineage: Eukaryota; Metazoa; Arthropoda; Arachnida; Sarcoptiformes; Oppiidae
Product: ensconsin-like
Exons: 11
Coding region: 332-2926 (864 amino acids)
Biological process (GO): microtubule cytoskeleton organization
Cellular component (GO): microtubule cytoskeleton
Source: RefSeq, a predicted model, not a curated record